This is a messenger RNA of Hippocampus comes (tiger tail seahorse), 1093 nucleotides long. RefSeq names its product urate oxidase (gene uox). The record is from RefSeq and is a predicted model, not a curated record. Gene Ontology annotation, biological process: urate catabolic process; purine nucleobase catabolic process. Gene Ontology annotation, molecular function: urate oxidase activity. Gene Ontology annotation, cellular component: peroxisome. Lineage: Eukaryota; Metazoa; Chordata; Actinopteri; Syngnathiformes; Syngnathidae. The transcript has 8 exons. Bases 67 to 963 code for a protein of 298 amino acids.
CAACUUUUUUUUUUUAUUUUUUUUUUAUGGUGCCAUUGCUUGAGGAUCAGUUGAGAGGAAGACAAUAUGGUAAGCGCUUCCAAUCAGAACGUCGAAUUUGUGCGGACGGGCUACGGCAAGAACACGGUCAAAGUGUUGUGCAUCAGGAGACAGGGGAGCCACCAUGACAUCAUCGAGCUCAAGACAGACGUGCAGCUCACUCUCAAGUCCCGCAAGGACUAUCUCACUGGAGACAACUCGGACAUCAUCCCAACUGACACAAUCAAGAACACUGUCCAUGCCUUGGCCAAAUUGAAAGGGGUGAAGACCAUUGAGCAGUUUUCUUUGGAUCUUUGUCACCAUUUCCUGACCUCUUUCAACCACGUGUUGAGGGUCAAGGUUUACAUGGAGGAGGCACCAUGGAAAAGGCUGGACAAGAAUGGAGUGGAACAUGCUCACGCCUUCAUUUACAACCCGGAAACCAUCCGAUUCUGUGAAAUCGAACAAUAUUUGCACGGCAUUCCGGUGAUCCAUGGUGGACUCAAGGACAUGAAGGUAUUGAAAACUACUCAGUCAGGUUUCGUGGGUUUCCUCCGAGACCGCUUCACCACACUGCAAGAGGCCACGGACAGGUGUUUCUGUACCACUGUCUGUGCCAAGUGGCGCUACAACAAGGUUCAAGAUGUCAACUUUGACACUGUAUGGAAAUGCGUCAAAGACACAAUUAUUGAGACGUUUGCAGGACCCUUUGAUCAGGGAAAGUUCUCACCCUCUGUGCAGAAGACACUUUAUGAUACACAAGUCCUCGUCCUCACUCGGGUUCCUGAGGUGGAUGAAAUUGAGAUCAUCAUGCCCAACAACCACUACUUCAACAUCGACAUGACAAAAAUGGGCAUUGAGAACAAGGCCGAAGUUCUUCUUCCCGUUGACAACCCGUCAGGAAACAUCACAGGGACAGUGCGUAGGAAGCACGCCAGGCUGUGAAGACACAAGUGCAAAUACAGAAUAAUUAUGCUAUAGCAACAUCGAUGAUGCAUAUAUCACCUUAGUCUCAGUACCAAUCACCAAUAAACAGGUGUUGUCUUUGGUGAGAAAAGAGCACCCUUUAUUGCAA